AUGGCAACCCAAAAAACCCUAACCCUCCUUCCCCUCCUCCUCCUCACAAUCCUAACAUUGGCAAUACUCUCCAUCACCUCCAACGCCGGCGGCAUCGCCGUCUACUGGGGUCAAGACGGCAAUGAAGGCUCUCUAGCAGACACAUGCUCGUCAGGCAACUACAACUACGUGAUCAUCGCUUUCCUUGUGACCUUUGGCAAUGGCCAAACUCCAGUCCUCAACCUUGCAGGACAUUGUGACCCUAGCAGUGGUGGUUGUACUGGCAUCAGCACUGAUAUCACUGCUUGCCAAACCCUAAAUAUCAAGGUUUUGCUUUCUCUCGGUGGAGGUUCCGGCAGCUACACUCUUGUAUCUGCUGAUGAUGCUCAGCAGGUGGCUGACUACCUUUGGAACAACUUCCUCGGAGGAUCAUCGUCUUCUCGGCCGCUCGGAGAUGCUGUUUUAGAUGGUAUUGAUUUCGAUAUCGAGAGUGGAACUAAUCAAUACUGGGAUGUGCUUGCUCAGAAGCUCUCCCAGUAUGGCCAACAAGGAAAUAAGGUGUAUCUAUCUGCGGCGCCACAAUGCCCGUACCCAGAUCAAUAUAUAGGCACAGCACUCGGCACCGGAAUCUUUGACUACGUAUGGGUGCAGUUUUAUAACAAUCCUGCAUGCGAUUACUCCGGCGGCUCUUCUAACCUGAUUAACUCUUGGAACACGUGGACGUCUAGCGUGCAGGCUACUAGCUUCUUUGUGGGGUUGCCGGCGUCGCCUAACGCCGCCGGAAGUGGGUACGUGCCACCAGACCAGCUGAUCUCGGCCGUGCUCCCUUACGUCAAUACUUCAAACACAUAUGGAGGUGUCAUGCUUUGGAGUCGUUCCUAUGAUCUUUCCAGUGGGUAUAGCUCUGCAAUUAAGGCCAGUGUUUGAAGGCCUUUACUAUUAUAAUAGGAAAAUGAAUAAUGCUAGCUAGAAUAAAGAGCAAGAGUACUUGCUCAUUUAAUUGUUUACGUUCAAAAGUCUAUGUUGUGGGUGAUGAUCAGAAGUUGUUUGAAGAUUCAUUAUUUAUGCAAUGAACGGAACCAUGCAUAUAUAUGUAACUUGACUACAAAGUCUUCUUUGUAACACAAGUACACACUACU
This is a messenger RNA of Dioscorea cayenensis subsp. rotundata (Guinea yam), 1118 nucleotides long. Its product is annotated as hevamine-A-like. NCBI's taxonomy places the organism in Eukaryota, Viridiplantae, Streptophyta, Magnoliopsida, Dioscoreales, Dioscoreaceae. The record is from RefSeq and is a predicted model, not a curated record. The transcript has 2 exons. Gene Ontology annotation, biological process: carbohydrate metabolic process. Bases 1 to 906 code for a protein of 301 amino acids. Gene Ontology annotation, molecular function: chitinase activity. Gene Ontology annotation, cellular component: extracellular region.